GUCAGAGAAACCCCCCCCGCUGACAUCACCCCCCUCGCCCCCCGCCCAGCGCGGCUGGCACAGGAAAAGGGGGGGCCGGGGGGGGACGUGGGACUAUAUAGGGGCCGGCGGGGCUGAGCCAGGCACCGCGGAGCCCGACAGCCCCACGGUCCAGACCCCCUCGAUCCCAGCAUCAUCAUGAGCCCUGUCGCUUCGAGCCGGCUGCUGGCGGGAGCGAUCCUGGUCCUGGCACUGGGGGACCCCACAGCCGCCUGCAGCUGUGCCCCCCAGCACCCCCAGAUGGCGUUCUGCCAGGCCGACACUGUGAUUCGGGGCAGGUUCGUGGGGGUCACUUCGCUGAGCCACAACAACAGCCGUGGGGAAUCCGUGCCGUGGGUCCGCCACGAGAUCAAAACCACCAAGAUCUACAAAGGGUUUGAGCCACCGGCAGACGUUCACUUCGUAGAAACCCCGACCCUGGAGAGCGUCUGUGGGUAUCAGCCCCCGGCCCCCCUGAAGGGGGAGGAGUACCUCAUCAUGGCUGUGCGGCAGGGUGAGCGCCUGACGGUCUCCACCUGCUCCUUCGUGCGCCCCUGGGGGCGCGUUCCCCCCAGCCAGCGCCGUGGGAUCAGCCAGGCCUACGGAGGGGGCUGCGCCUGCCAAGUGGUGCCGUGUAACUCCAUGCCCUGCGCGCUGUCUGGCGACGCCCAGUGCCUCUGGACCGACGGGCUGCUGGACCGGAGCUGGCAGGGGCCCCAGGCCCAGCGUCUGGCCUGCCUGCCCCGCCCCAGCCAGGGGGCACCCCCCGGGGCCGACCCCUUCUGCGCCUGGGAGACCCUCAAGAGCAGCCUCCCCGGGGCCCUGCUCAAGACAGCCCAGAGCCAAGGGCAGUGACCCCCCACACCAUGGACUGGGAUGUGUGACCCCCCCCUGUGCAGAGGCAGGACCAGGGGUCUUCCCGGAGUGCUCUGCGCUGGGGGGUGGGGCAAAAGCGGGGGGUCACCCCCUUUCCCCAUCUCUGUGCCCCCCCCGCCCCCGCCAAGCUUGGGCUCUGUUAAAAGUGGUUUCCUGAGUUUUUGAUUCGUAAAUAAAGAAAUUGCUGGGACUCA
Messenger RNA from Dermochelys coriacea (leatherback sea turtle), 1088 nucleotides. It is a transcript of the gene TIMP1, whose product is annotated as TIMP metallopeptidase inhibitor 1. NCBI's taxonomy places the organism in Eukaryota, Metazoa, Chordata, Testudines, Dermochelyidae. Gene Ontology annotation, biological process: negative regulation of endopeptidase activity; negative regulation of membrane protein ectodomain proteolysis. The transcript has 7 exons. The coding region runs from base 178 to 873 and encodes 231 amino acids. Gene Ontology annotation, cellular component: extracellular matrix. Gene Ontology annotation, molecular function: protease binding; metalloendopeptidase inhibitor activity. The record is from RefSeq and is a predicted model, not a curated record.